GCUCCACUUCCAAUGCUUCGCUGUCAUAGUCGUGUUGCCCUCGUCUUUAUAAAGAGUCCCUCACGCCCGCGUCAGAAUCCUGUGGCGACCGAGAGACCAUUCCGCAACCACCACAGACACAGGGUGGUCCAGCUCGAACAACACUGCACUUUGCGCCAGCCCAGCUCCCACAUCGAGAGGUGAUAGCCGCCCACCAACACCAUCAUGGGUCUCGCCGGCGUGUUCAAGGCACGUAGCCUCAAAGCGCCCAGGAACCAGACCACCAAGGCGGCCGAGCUCACCUUGCGCGAGUCCGUCUGGCCCAUCUGCCUCGUGACGGUGCUAUUCUUCCUCUGGGGCUUCAGCUACGGCCUGCUCGACACCCUGAACAAGCACUUCCAGAACGUCCUCCACAUUGACCAGGCGCGCUCAGCCGGUCUGCAGGCUGCCUACUUUGGCGCCUAUCCUCUGGCCUCCAUCGGCCACGCGGCGUGGAUCCUGCGGCACUAUGGGUACCGCGCGACCUUUAUCUGGGGCCUCUGCCUGUACGCCCUGGGCGCCGUCAUCUCGAUCCCUUGUAUCAAGGCCAAGAGCUUUGCGGGCUUCUGCAUGUCCAUCUUCAUCAUCGGCAACGGUCUCGGCUCGCUCGAGACGGCCGCCAACCCCUUCAUCACAAUCUGCGGUCCCCCAAAGUAUUCCGAGAUGCGAAUCAAUCUGUCCCAGGCCUUCAACGGUAUCGGCACGGUCAUUGCGCCCGCGCUCGGAUCCUACGUCUUCUUCGCCUUCGACGACGAGAAGGCUCUCGCCAACGUGCAAUGGGUGUACACCGCCAUUGCCGUCUUCGUCCUGAUCCUGGCCACGCUCUUCUUCUUCUCCAACAUUCCCGAGAUCACCGACGCUGACAUGGCCUACCAAGUGCAGGAGACGCACGCGGCCGCCGACGACCUCCCCUUCUGGAAGCAGUACCGCCUCUUCCACGCCGCCUUUGCGCAAUUCUGCUAUACGGGCGCCCAGGUCGCCAUUGCCAGCUUCUUCAUCAACUACGCCGUAAACACCCGCCCGGACACCGGGGACUCGUUGGCCGCCCAGCUCUUCUCGGGCGCGCAGGCCGCCUUCACCGUCGGCCGCUUCGUCGGGGUCAUCGUCAUGAAGUUUUUCCGCCCGCGCAAGGUGUUCCUCGCCUACUUGACCUGCUGCAUCAUCUUCAUGAUUCCGGCCGUCGCGCUCCCUGGCACCGGGCAGAGGAGCAACGCGCCCGUCGUCAUGCUGUUCAUGGUCCUGUUCUUCGAGUCCAUCUGCUUCCCGACCAUUGUCGCCCUCGGCAUGCGCGGCCUCGGCCGCCACACGAAACGCGGUAGCGGAUAUAUCAUCGCGGGUGUCGUGGGCGGUGCCUGCGUGCCCCCGCUGACGGGUGUCGCCAACGACAGGCACGGCAACGGCAUCGGUAUGGUUGUGCCUCUGAUCUUCCUGGCUGCGGCGUCGACGUACGCUAUUGCGUGUAACACUGUGCCUGCGUACAUGAGGGCGAUCGACUCGCUCGCGGAUGCCGACAUUGGUCUCAGGGGUGAAAAUCCCGACGUGGCCGGCAAGGUCCUCGACGAGGAGAAGCCAGGGCACACCGUGGAAGAGGAUGCUGCUGUCUCUGUCCCCGGUGCUGCUGCCCAGGGAAGGGGGGUCUAAACGAACCAGGUUAGAGAGGCUAUGGUCCACGGAACGAGAGAAGUCUGUCGUUUUUUUCAGAGAAGGAUGUAUAUUAUCAGGAGGCAUUACGUGUCUAUGUGAUUAUGUUUUUUUUUUCUUCUUCUUGAAAUACAUCCUCCUCGUCCAAAACGGGGGCUCAACGCCAAAAAAAAAAAAAAAAAACCCCGUCCGGUACACCAGAGUGACAGAUCUCUCCCAUUGGAGAGGAGAGCAGGUCUUCCUCAUGGUGAGCACGCCUAUCCAGCUAUCGUUCCAUCCGGACGGGACCCGUCAGCGGCCGCGAGGUGGCGGCGUCGCUUAGUAGUGGAUCUGGGCGUGAGGGUUCUUGCGGUGGUGCUCCUUGGGCUCAGGGUCCUCGCGGUGGUGGGGGGUGUGCUUGCGGUAGUGGCAGUUGUC
This is a messenger RNA of Emericellopsis atlantica, 2076 nucleotides long. RefSeq names its product major facilitator superfamily domain-containing protein. Gene Ontology annotation, biological process: transmembrane transport. The transcript has 3 exons. Gene Ontology annotation, molecular function: transmembrane transporter activity. NCBI's taxonomy places the organism in Eukaryota, Fungi, Ascomycota, Sordariomycetes, Hypocreales, Bionectriaceae. Bases 205 to 1659 code for a protein of 484 amino acids. The record is from RefSeq and is a predicted model, not a curated record.